GAGGGAAUUUAGCAGCAAGACAGGAAGAAGAGGUGGGGUUCUAUAGUGAGAGUGGUUUUAGUUCUUCCUAAAGAAAUUGUUUGGUUUGGGGCUUUAUAUCCGGGAGCAGCGUGUGUCACCACACUAUGCAAAUCCUGGGACAUUUGCAAACCCGGCUCCGGGGCAGUUGGCCCCCUGCCCGGCCGGGCGUUCGAGGGCUCCGGCAAGGCAGUGCUCCCGGGGCUGGCCGGCGGGUGGCCCGCUGGCCUUUAUCUCUGUCCCCUUUUGUCCUCUUUAUCUUAGGCUCUCCAGGAGGCCGGGGGCCCGCUCUGCUUAUCGCUCCCCACCCCCGCUGCACCUCCACUUCAAUGCCCCGCAGGUCGCGGGCUGCUGCUCUUCCGAAGGCGGCGGAGGACCAGGGGCGCCCGCGUCACGGCUGACUCGGACCCGCGCCGACGACGCGUGAUCCGCGCGCCCUUGGGCACCGAAGCCGGUGCGCCCAGAGCGUCCCGGUGCGCUUCAGCCCGUUCCAGGACCUCGAGAGGCAGCCCCGGCCAGGAUGGCCCCGGGCCGGGCGGUGGCUGGGCUCCUACUGCUGGCGGCCGCGGGCAUCGGAGGCACGGCGGUGGGGCCCGGGCUCGCCUUUAGCGAGGAUGUGCUGAGCGUGUUCGGCGCGAAUCGGAGCCUGUCGGCGGCGCAGCUCGCGCGCCUGCUGGAGCAGCUGGGAGCCGCCCCCGCGGAGGGUGUCGCCGAGCCCGGGCAGCUGCACUUCAAUCAGUGUCUAUCAGCUGAAGAGAUCUUUUCCCUUCAUGGCUUUUCAAAUGCCACUCAGAUAAGCAGCUCCAACUUCUCUGUCAUCUGUCCAGCAGUCUUACAGCAACUGAACUUUCAUCCUUGUGAGGAUCGGCCCAAACACAAAACAAAACCAAGCAUUUCGGAAGUUUGGGGCUAUGGACUCUUGUCAGUGACAAUUAUUAAUCUGGCAUCUCUCCUCGGAUUAAUUUUGACUCCAUUGAUAAAGAAAUCUUAUUUCCCUAAGAUUUUGACCUUUUUCGUGGGUCUGGCUAUUGGGACUCUAUUUUCAAAUGCCAUUUUCCAGCUUAUUCCAGAGGCAUUUGGAUUCAAUCCCAAAAGUGACAACUAUGUUGAGAAGGCAGUUGCUGUGUUUGGUGGAUUUUACUUACUUUUCUUCUUUGAAAGAGUGCUUAAGAUGUUAUUAAAGACCUAUGGUCAGAAUGAUCAUACCCACUUUAGAAAUGAUGACUUUGGUCCUUCUCAUGAGAAAACUCAUCAGCCUAAAACGUUACCUGCCAUCAAUGGUGUGACGUGUUAUGCAAAUCCAGCUGUCACAGAGCCUAAUGGACACAUCCAUUUUGAUAAUGUCAGUGUGGUAUCUCUACAGGAUGGCAAAACGGAGUCAAGUUCGUGUACCUGUUUGAAGGGACCCAAACUCUCAAAAAUAGGAACAAUUGCCUGGAUGAUAACGCUCAGUGAUGCCCUCCACAAUUUCAUAGAUGGCCUGGCGAUUGGGGCUUCCUGCACCUUGUCCCUUCUUCAGGGCCUCAGUACUUCUAUAGCAAUUCUGUGUGAAGAGUUUCCUCAUGAGUUAGGAGACUUUGUGAUUCUACUCAGCGCAGGAAUGAGCACUCGGCAAGCCUUGUUAUUCAAUUUCCUUUCGGCGUGUUCCUGCUAUGUCGGGCUAGCUUUUGGCAUUUUGGUGGGCAACAAUUUUGCUCCAAAUAUUAUAUUUGCCCUUGCUGGAGGCAUGUUCCUCUAUAUUUCUCUGGCAGAUAUGUUUCCAGAGAUGAACGAUAUGCUGAGAGAAAAGAUAACUGGAAGAAAAACCGAUUUUACUUACUUCAUGAUUCAGAAUGCUGGAAUGUUAACUGGAUUCACAGCCAUUCUGCUCAUUACUUUGUAUGCAGGAGAAAUCGAAUUGGAGUAAUGGGAAAUGAAAGAUGGUGUUAUUAAUGAAGGCAUUUAAUAAAUAAAAACAUCUCCAAAGGGAUAUUUAAGCUGAUCUUAUUUAGUUCAAAGAUAAUCUUGUUUUCAACUGUAGGUCAAGAAAACUGAUUAUUGGUUUCAGAUCUGUUAAAUGGCCAUUAUCUGUUGUGAAAAACGCUUCAAAGCGUUUUCAGUUCCCAUCUGAAAAGACUGGUACACGCGAUCUUUGGUCAAUACCCACUUCUUCCUCUUUCAUGCAUUCUAUGACCACUUAGACACCCAGAACCAGAGAAAAAUACAAGCUAGGUUGUAUAAGCCUUUAAACCUCCGUGGCAGGCUCAAAAGCUCACGCGGUUUCAGAGUGGUUUUCUUUCAGUUAAUUUGUUCCAGUGAUUUCACGACAAGUACAUUCAAAUGUGGAAGAGG
This is a messenger RNA of Odobenus rosmarus divergens (Pacific walrus), 2349 nucleotides long. It is a transcript of the gene SLC39A8, whose product is annotated as solute carrier family 39 (zinc transporter), member 8. The record is from RefSeq and is a predicted model, not a curated record. NCBI's taxonomy places the organism in Eukaryota, Metazoa, Chordata, Mammalia, Carnivora, Odobenidae. The coding region runs from base 539 to 1924 and encodes 461 amino acids. Gene Ontology annotation, cellular component: membrane. Gene Ontology annotation, biological process: intracellular zinc ion homeostasis; zinc ion import across plasma membrane. Gene Ontology annotation, molecular function: zinc ion transmembrane transporter activity. The transcript has 8 exons.